Anopheles darlingi is the source of this 1664-nucleotide messenger RNA. RefSeq lists its product as uncharacterized. The record is from RefSeq and is a predicted model, not a curated record. The transcript has 2 exons. Gene Ontology annotation, molecular function: protein binding. Lineage: Eukaryota; Metazoa; Arthropoda; Insecta; Diptera; Culicidae. Bases 87 to 1655 code for a protein of 522 amino acids.
UGAUCGUUUGUGGCCAAUAGUUUCGUUCAAUCUGUGUUCAGCGUUGCGCGGAGAAGGAACAGUGAGUGUGGAACCCGCAUGGAAAAAUGGCAUCGGAAAAGAUCAUGCGUAGUGUGUAUGCAGUCGGUAUUGUGCUGCUGUUCAUAUCGCCCAAGAGCGAUGCGCGGGAGUUCCGGUGCUACUCGCGUCUCGCGGACUGCCAGCUGAGUGAGGUGGUGCUGGAGACGGAAUCGGCAAUAGCCGAUGCUCGCUUUAGCUCCAUUCCACGCUCACUGACCGUAGAGACAGGCCGGAUACCAUUCGUCACGAAGAGUCUCUUCAACAAAUGGUCGGAAGUGAACGACAUAACGCUUAAUGCGCUUAGCAUUAGGAGUUUGUACCUGCACCCCGGACUCAUGCAUGUCACCGCGAAGCACAAUGCCAUCGAUACGCUACUGCUUGAUAGCAACGCGACCGAGUAUGGUCUCCGUACGUUGCAGUUGUCGUACAAUGCACUCACAGAGCUACCGUCUUUGCUGGAUCGUUUUGUGCAGCUGCGUGUCCUUGAGCUGGACCACAACAAGCUCUCGACGGUCGACCUGACGAAGCUUGGCAAGCUGAGCGAACUGCGGAUGCUCUCGCUGGCCCAUAAUCAGCUCACGGCGCUGGUUCCGGAGCAUGCGACCCUUCGAAUGAUGAAGCUCCGCACGAUGUCACUGGCCGGCAAUCAGCUGGUUACGCUCGAUGUGCAAUCCUGGGAGAUGGACUCGUUAGUCGAGCUGAACCUUACGGCGAACAACCUGAACUGGCUCGACGGUCAGCUCGGUCAGUUUCCGGUGCUUAAGAAACUCGAAUUGGCCCGAAACCAUUUGAGUUGCGAUUGGUUCGUGGUGCAGCACCUGUACCCCGAGCCAAACCUGGAAUCGCUCCCCUUCACACUGGAUGUCGAUGAGCCGGGUCAGUGUGAGCAUGGCAGUAUGAUGCGGAUUGGGCAGCACUGUUGCGCCACGACGAAGCUUCCGGGUGGUUCGAUCGAUCCGUACGAAGAUAAAUGGUCCGAGAUCGGGGAGCUGGAACGUAAGAUCCAGAAGCUAAACCGAACCAUGCACCAGGGUUCCAGCGAACGAAAGCAGCUACUGGAGAGCAAGUACACCGAUCUGUCCCAACGAUUGGAACAGCUGCUCGAGAAGCACGCAACAGUUAAUGAAGCGCUGCAAAAGAUGGAGACGAAAGUCAAUGCCAUCAGCGAAGAUGAGCUGGCCACGCUGGAGCGUGAACUGAACGAAAAGAUGGAGUCGAUCCGGAUCAGUGUCGAAGAGAAGUGGAACAGUACGUUGCUGAAUCGCACCGCAGAUGGCACGAGAUCGUCCAGCAAUUGGACGCUACAGGCUACGACGGCGUUGGAAAGUGAAAUCAGUAGUUUUCGGGCGCAACUGGAAAAGAGCUUGCGACAGUUCAAUCAGUACACCGAAAAGGCGUAUCGGCAAGAGGCUCUGCUAGACAAGCAAUCUACCGCUAUCGAUACCGUGCAGGAAAAGGUGGAGAACGUUCUGCAGCUUCACAACGCACUGCAAGACCGUAUCAAGAAGGAGUUGGAGCCGAAGGUCGACGUGGUACUUGGUUUUCUCAGUGAUAUCGCAGAAGACAGUGAUGAAGCAAAGUAUCGCUCUCCUUAAAACUUUAUU